AUGACAGACCCGUUGUCCAUUGCUACCGGAGUCGCGGGGCUGGUAUCAUUGGGGUUGCAAGUGACUGAAUCUCUCUUCGAGUUCUACACUGCCUUCAAGGGUCAAGAUGCCGAUGUGGCUCGCACUACCACAAAGGUCGAGGGUCUCCUGACGAUAUUCCGGAACCUCGAGGCAGUGCUGCGGGAGCGGACAUUUCAGCCGAACGAGCAGGACAUCGUCAAGAAUAUCGAGUCGUGUAUUCAAACGUGUAAAGACGCCAUUGGAGAACUACAAGACGAGUACAAGAAACUAAGCCGAAGUUCUGCUGGUGAUAUCAAGGGGUCUCUCAAAGUCGCAGGGCGACGAGUGGCCUACCCAUUCCGCAAAAGUACGCUACAGAAAAUGGAUGAAGACAUUGGCGAGAUACGUGAUAACCUGUCACUGGCACUGGACGUGCUCCAGCUCAAGGAUCAAAAGAAGGCCCAAGAUGACAUCGCCGACCUCAAACUGCUCCUCAGGUAUGUAAGUGCAUCACAGCUCUCAACGUCAGUCCGCGAGUGGCUCAAAGCCCCGGAUGCGAGUGUCAACCACAAUGCUGCGUGCGCGAAGCGCCACCCAGGCACCGGCAUGUGGUUCAUCAAUGGAUCGUUCUUUACCACAUGGCUGAGGCAGGAUGGAUCCUUCCUCUGGCUGAAUGGUCCGGCGGGAUGUGGCAAGUCGCUGUUAUGCGCCUCUGCCAUUCAACAUACCUUUCGUCAGAAGCACUCGAUGGUGAAUGUGGGCAUUGCUUUUUUCUACUUCACAUUUAGCGACGAUUCUAAGCAAGACGAGUCUGCAAUGCUACGGGCUCUCCUCUUACAGCUCUCCGGUCAGCUUUCCAACGGUCCAGCACUCCUCGACCGCAUACGGACUUCGUCCACGGUUGCGACCCCUCCCACAGACUCUUUACUCGAGCACCUCCGAGAUCUGAUACGAAGGUUUCAUCAUGUUUAUAUCUUGCUGGACGCUCUGGACGAGUGUCCCCGAUACGCUCAACGGGACCGGGUCUUGAAUGCGUUGCAGGAGAUGAGGAAGUGGUCACUGCCAGGAUUGCACCUUCUAGUCACUAGCCGAGACGAACCAGACAUUCGCGAUUCGCUCAACCCGGAUCAAAACCAAAUGCUGGUCAUGAAGAAUGCCGGAAUUGACCAAGAUAUCAGCGAUUUUAUCUCGAGCCAACUUGAGGUCGAUCCGAAACUCCGAAGGUGGCAGCAGCAUCAUGGACGAAUCAAAAGUGAGCUCACUGAUCGGGCUCAGGGCGUGCGACGUCCUCAUAGCGAAAACCACCUCGAUCGCUGCCUCCGCUCCUUACCACGAGGUUUGGAUGAGACAUACGAGCGCAUGCUGUAUAACAUCGAUGAAGACUGCGUGGAGGACGCCCGGCGAAUUCUAACCCUACUAUGCUUCUCCACCCGGCCUCUAAAAAUACCAGAGCUUAUUGAUGGAAUUGCUGUCAACCUCAAUGAGCCUGCAGGACUGGAUCGUCGACGUCGUCUACAUGAUGCAGACGACAUUCGCACUAUUUACCCGGGCCUGAUCGAGAUAAGACUCGAGGAGGUUCAUCGGCCAUGGGGGAACGGGGGAUACGACAAUGUCCGAGUGACACCAAAUGUCCGCCUGGCUCACUUCUCUGUUCAGGAGUACCUGGAAUCUGAUCGGAGUACGAUGCAAAAGGCAGCGACUUUUGCAUUGCAGAGUGGUCCUGCCAACGCAGAGAUUGCACAGAUAUACCUGGUGUACCUCUUGGAGCUCGGACUCUCGCUGGAUUGGGCGGAUACUACGAGGUUUCCCUUAUCUCUUUUAGCUGCUCAGUGUUGGUGCGACCACUACAGAAACGCUGGAAAUGCAAUGUCCUCCUUGAACGGACUGAUAUUGCGCUUGUUUCGCCAACAAGACACUCUCCACACCUGGAUGAGGUUGAAUAACGCAGCCAGGGCACGUUCCUUGGAGAUCUGGCCUGAGCUUAUGCAUGAGCCAUGGUCCCCAGCUCUACCAAUUCUCUGUGCCACGUUUUUCGGGUUUGAUGGAGUUCUACUAGAACUACUGGCCCUUGCAGAGAAGACUAAAGACAGGCGAGAUCUGAUAAAUAGCUUGAUUUGA
Molecule: messenger RNA, 2118 nt
Organism: Fonsecaea pedrosoi CBS 271.37
Lineage: Eukaryota; Fungi; Ascomycota; Eurotiomycetes; Chaetothyriales; Herpotrichiellaceae
Exons: 2
Coding region: 1-2118 (705 amino acids)
Source: RefSeq, a predicted model, not a curated record